Molecule: messenger RNA, 17445 nt
Organism: Porites evermanni
Lineage: Eukaryota; Metazoa; Cnidaria; Anthozoa; Scleractinia; Poritidae
Source: the annotation of a GenBank genome assembly
GUAGCUUGCGUAGCAUGGCGGUUUUGUCGAACGCACUACUGCCCGCCUUUAAUACUUUGCGCGCGCAAGCGAGGAAGCUAAGUAGCCUGAUUCAUUCGAUUGCUUACUGAGGGAAUAGUAAUCGGAUGAAGGUACUCAGGUGGAACGCGUCCCCAGGCUGUUUAUGAUCCGUAUCUUCGCAGUGUAGUUUUGUACUUCCUGUUUCAAUUCUGGGUUAACGGGCGAAAGUUCACAAUUUCUGUCAGAAAAAUGUCCAACUCGUUUCCUGUCCCAGACCUAAUUGCAAAGAAGCGUGAUGGCGAUGAACUUUCCGAGAGCGAAAUACACCACUUCAUUAAAUGUGCGACGUCCAAUUCUGCCUCUGAAAGCCAGAUUGGGGCUAUGCUAAUGGCUAUCUACCUCAAGGGAAUGAAUCGCGAUGAAACUGUACAUCUCACCAAGGCCAUGAUGUCGACAGGAAGCAUUUUAUCGUGGCCUGAAGAAUGGCAGGGAAGCGUGGCGGAUAAGCAUUCGACGGGUGGCGUCGGGGACAAAGUUAGCCUCGUGCUUGCACCCGCUUUAGCCGUUUCAGGGAUCAAGGUCCCCAUGAUUUCUGGACGAGGUCUUGGGCACACAGGUACGCAUUUUAUGUACUUCGUUUAUUCAGUGCUAAAUUUCAUCUUCUAUUUUACGUUUCUUGAUGUCGAAUCGCCUCCACUAUUGAGCUUGCUGGUUUCUUGAUUUAUUAUUCAAUUGUGAAUCAUGCAUGUACGUUUCUUUUAAUUGAGUUUUAGUUUGUAACAAAAGUCGCUGUAAAACCUUUCAGCUGGCUGUAGUAAUAAAAUAUUACUUGUGUAUUCACAAUAUUCCUCGUAUUUCGGCUAUGUAUUUUAUUUACACUUCUCGGAAGCAAAACAAAUUUAGGCUGUUCUUGGUCUUAUUAGCCCUAAUGAGGAACUUGAGGGGAGGGGCGAAGGGCUUAAAAAAAUAAACAUUGCAGUUGCUUAAUUCAUAAUUUGACGACCACAGGAAUAAAAGUGUCCAAGAAGUUCAAGAGUCAACAUAAUAUACAUAAUGUCUCUUAAAUAAAGUUUGGGGUUCCUAAAAGGCUGAAGACCAAUAUCACUACUAAACUAAUAUCAUUUCAAAUGUCUGAUUUUUUAUUUCAUGGAAAACUAAAUUAACCCUUUAAUCCCGGAUAUUAACCUUUUAAUUAACGCAUAUUUGGGCAUAGAUGGUAAGGUAUUAGAACUGCUAUAAAGUGAAAAAAUGAUCAUGCUUAUAAAAUCGCUUAUUUGAAAUGUAACCUAAACUAAAAUUCCAAAAAUGAAGCAUUUUUAUUGAAGAAACCGAGAAAAUAAAGGCCAGAGUUGGAAUCUAAGAAAAUGGAAUGCAGCCCCAGGUCAAAUGUAAGCCAUCUUUUUCACAAGGGAGAUAUUCAUCUUGAUGCCCAGGCAAAGAAAUCAGGGACUUUAGUGCGCAAUAUGUGGUGUCUCGUGAGCAUGUAGAGAGAACAGAACCCUGAGUGGUCAAAGUCCAUCAGAGUCAAGGCAAGACAAGAAAAAGUAAGAGGAAAGAAGCAGAAAUCUGUGGACGACUAUGAUUAGGCUUCUCUGCUAGAACAAGGAAAGCAAGGGACACUCACAAUGCCUGAAGUGGAUAAGCACCACCCCCUACCAAACAAAGGUAAAAAACCAGGUAAGAUGCGAUGCAUCACACUUCACUUAUCCGCAGGCAACGCAUACAUGGGUCCACAAGAGAACAUCCAGGAAGAACAUGAAGAAGAAAGUGAGGAGGAAGUGGAUUUAGCAGAGGUUGACAGUGGUGAUGACUCAAGAGACAGUUGUCUUGACAGUGAAUCAACCGACAAUGGCAGUGAGCUUACAGAAGUUACUAUGUCUAAUACUUCUUCAAGCACCAGAUCUGGAAGAAGAGUGGGACCAACGGCACAAGAGGAACAUUUUUUUCACUAAAUCAAUGUAUGUUUCUUACAAAACAAUUCUUUUUAAACAGAAUAUUGCAUCGUGUAAAUUAUUUCACCUUAUAUAAAAGAUGGGGGGAGGGGGUUGCAUGAGUUUUGACGUUACUCUUGAGGCCUGAGCAAGAGGGGGUUUAAAGAUAUUGAAAGUGGGACAGUUAAAAAUGCCGGACCUCCCCGCAAAGGAUAAAUAAUGAACACUCCAUAAUAUCAAACAGUUUUUGAAAGUUUAAAACGUCUGUUUGAUUUCAUCUUUUAUGCAAAUUGUGGUGAAUUAUGAAAUUUCGGUACCGUUGUAGUUUCCUGCUGAAAGUUAAUGAGCUUUUAAUAAUAUUAUCUACAACAAAGUGGCUUUCGCAGGGCGCACAUACAACUCAAACCAGGUUAAACAAAUCUUGGACUUAAUUUAAACGCGCGGCGCGCGAUAUAGGAUUAUGAUAACAACACUGGAAGAAGAUAAACAAACCACGCCAUAUAAUACAAGUUGUUUAUACUGAUGUAACUGGGUUUUAGACCCACUCACCUCUUUGUUUUUUGUGGCUCUUUCUCUACCCUUUUCCAAAGAUUUUCCAGAUUGUUUGCUGACAAGCGACGUGAAAGAACCCUCCGAAAUAAGAGGCAAACUGGGCCAUGCUUGAUCUUUGUCCACAAAUGAAUCCGGUAAUGGAUUGUUUACUUCAUUAAUCUCGUGAACGCUGUUGGAACUGUAAACAGGCUCCGAAACGAUUCCAUAACGCCCAGAGCUUAUAGAUGGAAGCAUAGAGACUGAAAUGAGUAUCUCCUAAGAGUGAGCAUGGGAGAAAUUUGAAAGACUGUUAAACCGGGUACGACCACUCAAAUCAAAGCUCCAUGGAGACGUUCUAGAAACUGCAGGAUACCAUUUGCUUUAGUCGUCCAACUCUCGGUAAAGAAAGUAAAACAGAACAGCAGGAAAGGUGCUCUCUUCCUACUCUAUACGUAUCACUCAAUUUCAAGGCAAUUGAAUUCAGUUUUCAUAACGUAAAGCAAGUCGGUUCCCCAGAAACUCAGUCUUCGGAUUAGAUGUGUCAGGGAGGGGUGGGUUGGGGGGAUCGGAGGAGAUCAAUACGACGCGCUCGCAUGACCGUGACGAGAUACUCCCUGCUCCGGUGGGAUGGGGAAAUGGCAAUUCGUUCUUUUUCUUUUCUUUUUCCUAUUUUUGCUGUUGUUGUUGACUUUUUUUUUUCGGCUUUCACUGUCAACAUUUUUUAAAACCUGUCCAUUUUUUUAUUAUUCCAUUUUCAUCAUCAUCAUCAUCGAUUGCCCGUUUCAGAAGGCGAACUUUUCAUGAACCGAAUCGCGAACGAGCAAAUUAUUUUGAUUCAGACGCCGAUCAUAAUUCCAGCCGAAUUAAAGUCAAAAGGAGAAAAAUGCUCAUUUCGGUCAAACUGCUUACAAAAUGCGUUGUAACAACUUAUACAUUUGGUUCGGUACAUGAAAAGUUUAUUUUCGGAAUUUUACGGUCAUUGACGUCGUUUGGUGUUUUGAAAACCUUGACCGGAAGUGCUGACCUGAAAAUAGUGUUACAAAACAUGGUUUCUUUUUCUGAGCCCAGCGUAAACCUAACGCUUAACUUGAGAUCUAUAAAGCAUUUCAGGAUCGCUUGACUGUUCUUAAUAGACAUACGAUAGUUUAGAUUACUGGUUUUUUCGAUUUGUGAAAUUUAUUGAGAAUAUAAGACUGCCGGUCAUCAGCAUUAAUUAACCUUGACCGGUUAAUUACCGGCCAUAUAGCCACAGCGUAAAUCGAAUGCCAUAAAUAUUGUAAUAAAUAAACAAAUAAAUAAAAGUUCGGCGUCAGUAGCUUGCGUAGCAUGGCGGUUUUGUCGAACGCACUACUGCCCGCCUUUAAUACUUUGCGCGCGCAAGCGAGGAAGCUAAGUAGCCUGAUUCAUUCGAUUGCUUACUGAGGGAAUAGUAAUCGGAUGAAGGUACUUAGGUGGAACGCGUCCCCAGGCUGUUUAUGAUCCGUAUCUUUGCAGUGUAGUUUUGUACUUCCUGUUUCAAUUCUGGGUUAACGGGCGAAAGUUCACAGUUUCUGUCAGAAAAAUGUCCAACUCGUUUCCUAUCCCAGACCUAAUUGCAAAGAAGCGUGAUGGCGAUGAACUUUCCGAGAGCGAAAUACACCACUUCAUUAAAUGUGCGACGUCCAAUUCUGCCUCUGAAAGCCAGAUUGGGGCUAUGCUAAUGGCUAUCUACCUCAAGGGAAUGAAUCGCGAUGAAACUGUACAUCUCACCAAGGCCAUGAUGUCGACAGGAAGCAUUUUAUCGUGGCCUGAAGAAUGGCAGGGAAGCGUGGCGGAUAAGCAUUCGACGGGUGGCGUCGGGGACAAAGUUAGCCUCGUGCUUGCACCCGCUUUAGCCGUUUCAGGGAUCAAGGUCCCCAUGAUUUCUGGACGAGGUCUUGGGCACACAGGUACGCAUUUUAUGUACUUCGUUUAUUCAGUGCUAAAUUUCAUCUUCUAUUUUACGUUUCUUGAUGUCGAAUCGCCUCCACUAUUGAGCUUGCUGGUUUCUUGAUUUAUUAUUCAAUUGUGAAUCAUGCAUGUACGUUUCUUUUAAUUGAGUUUUAGUUUGUAACAAAAGUCGCUGUAAAACCUUUCAGCUGGCUGUAGUAAUAAAAUAUUACUUGUGUAUUCACAAUAUUCCUCGUAUUUCGGCUAUGUAUUUUAUUUACACUUCUCGGAAGCAAAACAAAUUUAGGCUGUUCUUGGUCUUAUUAGCCCUAAUGAGGAACUUGAGGGGAGGGGCGAAGGGCUUAAAAAAAUAAACAUUGCAGUUGCUUAAUUCAUAAUUUGACGACCACAGGAAUAAAAGUGUCCAAGAAGUUCAAGAGUCAACAUAAUAUACAUAAUGUCUCUUAAAUAAAGUUUGGGGUUCCUAAAAGGCUGAAGACCAAUAUCACUACUAAACUAAUAUCAUUUCAAAUGUCUGAUUUUUUAUUUCAUGGAAAACUAAAUUAACCCUUUAAUCCCGGAUAUUAACCUUUUAAUUAACGCAUAUUUGGGCAUAGAUGGUAAGGUAUUAGAACUGCUAUAAAGUGAAAAAAUGAUCAUGCUUAUAAAAUCGCUUAUUUGAAAUGUAACCUAAACUAAAAUUCCAAAAAUGAAGCAUUUUUAUUGAAGAAACCGAGAAAAUAAAGGCCAGAGUUGGAAUCUAAGAGCAAUAUUUUGGAAAUAUUUAUAAUCACAGAGCUGAAAUGGAAUGUAAUACUUCCGUUGUUGACAGAAAUGUUGCAAUUUUCACAACCAGACACCUGAUAAUGUGUUAUGAGUUUCAAGUAAGCCAGGACAAAUUAUAACAACAUUCCCUUACAUUCUGCUUCCCCAAAUAAAGUAUGAUUGUUUUGAUAUUAUGGCAUUUACAAAGCCUUCUAGAGACACGUUUGAUACAUGAUCCUUGCAAGGUUGAUGACAGAUAGGGCCACAGUUAAAUGCAAAUUAGCUCGUUGCUAAGGCUGCUGUGAUGGGAUAUACCCAGGGCGGAUAAAAUAAUGGUCUAAUAGGCUCUUUGCAUGACUGUGGUCACGUGAUCAACUUUCAGUAAACAUGUAAACAGUUUGCUUUUGAAAAAUUUUGGUAGCACCAGCUGAAAGGUCAAAUAAGAAUUUGGUAACCUGAGAAUUUUCAUCCGUACAUCUCAAAAGUAGCAAUAGCCAUGGCCGCUGAAAGUUAAGCCCUUAAAAACAUAAUACACAAAUGUUCAGAGUGCGUAUGGGGGUUAUUUGAAAUUAAAUUAGAGAAAGUCCAUGACAUCAAGUUUUCUGAAGAGAUACUAUGUCUUCAGGGAACUCUUCUAGCUUCUCAAUGCCACAAAAUCAAGAGAAAAAGCAGAUACCAAGGUACGAGGUUUGCUUUAUGAACAAAAAUCAUCCAAUUAUGUAGCUUGUUUGCAAAACAUGCGCAAAAAUUCUAAUGUCAGACCCAGAGAUUUCGCUGACGACCCUGCAGCUGUGUCUCUUGCCUUUGAGGCGAUCGAGACGAUCAUAUGGAAACUACCAAUCACCCCAGUCGUCCAGAUCGUCUCGAAAUAUUUUGAAAUGACUGGGGCGAUCAGGAUGAUCCGAACGAUCAUAUGGAAACCAGGCUUUAGAAGCAUUAAUUUGCAUGAGAAAAACAACUUUUGCCACCCAGUUACGCUUGCAUGGUUUUCCAUACAAAUCCUUGUAAAUUCUUCAAUUUUUAAACUUUCGUUUGAUCUUUCUCUUACGCAUUUAAGGGCUCAAAUUGUCUGUUGUGAAUUAAAAGGAGGUUUCAGCCCUGUAAUGCUUAAGGAAAUAUCUCAUGACAGUUUUGAAAAUUUCGAAAUUACAAGGAAUAUUGUAUGGAAAACCAUGCAAGCGUGACUGGAUGGCAAAAGUUGUUUUUCUCAUACAAAUGCUUCCAACUUUCAGUGGCCAUCACUACUGUUGAGAUAUAUGGUUGAAAAUUCUCAGGCUACCUAUUUUUAAUAUGCUCUUUCAGCUUGUGCUAACGAAAUUUUUCAAAAGGGAACUGUUUUUGUGUUUACCGAAAGUUGAUCAGGUGAUCAAGUCAUGCAAAGAGCCUAUACCUAUACAAUUAUAAGCCUAGCUUUUAAGAAACAGUUAGUAUCAAUUUCCAUAUAAGCGUAAGUGAAGCAAAAUAGAUACAAAUUGCCGUGGUUGUAAAGUUUUUUCCUUUUGAAAGCGUAAAUUCGCAUGAAAGAGUUCAGCUUGCACAAAAUAAUACAAAAUGAAACGAAUCAAAUUGAAAAGUGGUUAAAAAAAGUCAGGAUAUUUCAGUUCGUUGGAAAGUAAGUGAUUGGGUAGGUGAUUUGCAAACUGAUAAAAACAACAUCUAGCGCAGUUCAAAACCAUUCGGCUUCCUGAAUUGUUUUUCUUGAAUUCUAUACAUUCUGCUGGACUAAAUUGUUAAAUUAAAAUAUCUUGUGAAGUCAAAAUUUUUAUGAAGUUGAGCGUUUGCAUUUCCUUAUAAAACAGGAAGUAGCGCGAAAGCUUCGAUUUAUAGAUUUUCUUAAGUUAAAUUACCUUUGUAUUGUGGAAACGAUACCCUAACACUUGGGUCUUGAAUCAAAGGUUGUGACAUGCGUCGGCUUCCUUUGUGAGUGUGCAAAUAGUCAUGGGACCCGCGAUUUUGUGGGCAACACGGAUCUACAGGCGCCGUUCCGUAAUGCUCCAUCCUCGGGAAAGUCUCUUAUAAGAAUUUAUUCACUCAAGUGGAUGGGGUGGGAGUGAGCGCUUAUUUGAGUUUGAUUGGGAGGAGGAUGGGGUGGGCGCUUAUUCGAGGCUGGGCACUUAGUAACUUUUUCUGGCUUUAGGAUGGGCGCUUAUUUGAGGUGGGCGCUAAUUCGAGGUUGGGCGCUUAUUCGAAUAAAUACGGUAUGUAGGAGAAACAUUGGAUAAGUUCCCUCUCUAAAAUAUUGUUAUAACAUUAAUUUUAUUGUCUUCAUUCCUGAUCACCUCCAUUUUCCUGGCACAGUCUUUUCUACUCCUUCUAUACUUUUAUAUGCUCUUAAAAAUCCAAGAAAAAGAAUAAGGUGUGUACUGCUGAUCAUGUGUGGCAAAUUUAGCCUGCAAACAUAUUUCUCCAUGUCUUAUAUCUCCAUAUGGCCAGGAACAUUCGCAAAAAAAGCGGUAAUUUACUAGACAGCUGAGUAUAAUGCACCUAUCAAUGUAAAUCCCGUGGGGGGGGAGUGCGGGCAAGGGGCGGGGAUUUGAUGCCUGAGACUAUCCCUCUGUCGGGCUUUUGAUCGUGCGAAGUGACCCCGGAGUCGGGACAUUUGACUUUGACCGACAGAAGCCUGGUAUCAAUUCAGAAGCGGUUACCAAAUCCAUCCCUCGAGGCUUUCUGAAAGUCACGCUGUUCGAGAAAGGUGUGAAGUUUUCAUUUGUUUUAAUCGCCAUAAUCCAAUACUUUAAACUGUCAUCUAAACAGAUAAUGUCUAUUUUGAGAAAGUUUUUAUCUUCAAGUUCCCAUCUGAUUGUAAAACUUGAUUGAAAUCGAAUUCCACCAUGAAAGUCAGAGGAUUUUUUACGGGUCACUGAUCCGACCUGUUCCGACAUGUUGAGCAGAUGUUAUAAAGCAUUUUACGUUACUUUUGAAAUGUUCUUUUAAUUCGUUUUAUACAGUAUUAUAGUAUUGUUUGUUUAGAUUUUUUCCCCUGGGGUGGGGGCUUUUUUGACACUUUUGAUUGACCUUUCGUUUCCCACCCUGGGGAAAAUGAUCAAAAAAUUUUAAAAUUUGUCAAAUCCCCCCCCUUGCCCGCACUCCCCCGCCCCCCACAGGGUUUACAUUGAUAGGUACAUAAUAAUUUUUUCCAAAAAACAUCAUGGAGGCAAUUGGACAGCCUAUUUAUAACAAUCUUUAAUUAAUCUGUAAUUAGUAUAAAUUCAAGGAAGCAGGAGCCAAUUACCUUGGCUUCUUAUGGAAGUCUUGAUGGGACAACUUAUGGACAAUAAUUAUUGAAAUAAUAAUAACAAUAAUUAUUGAAAUGUUGUUUUAAUGAAGGUGGGACCCUGGACAAGUUAGAGUCCAUCCCAGGCUUCCAAGUAAACAUGGACUCCAAACAGAUGUGUGACAUCCUGGAGAAAGUUGGCUGUUGCAUUGUGGGACAGACAGAUUCACUUGUCCCUGCUGAUAAGGUGUUGUAUGGUAUAAGGGACAUCACUGGAACAGUAGCAUCAAUGCCUCUUAUAUCAAGCUCCAUUAUUUCCAAGAAAGCUUCUGGUAUGUUUAGUAAUUGCCUGUAAUGUCUGGUAAUGUCAUUUACAAAAAUAUAUCCACACUUCUUCCUUGACAGAUAUAUGUACUGUGCUAAACGCUUGAAUUGGUGCCCCCUAAACUAACACAUUAUAUAUGGUCCCGUCUUCAAAUAAGCACCCUAAACUUGCAUACCUGAAAACUCAAAAAUUAAUUAGCGCUGCCGCCAUAAUUCCAUUCCAGAAAGCAUUUCAGCCCUGGUACUUGAUGUGAAGUCCGGCAAAGCAGCAUUCUCUACCACAGAAGAAAAGGCUCAAGCCCUCGCACAUAGUCUGGUAGGAACCUGCAAAGGACUUGGGAUCAAGGCAGUGGCCCUUAUCACCAGCAUGGAUGCACCCCUGGGAAGAUUAGUUGGUAACUCUGUAGAAGUUGCUGAAGCCAUCAGCUGCCUGAAUGGAAAGGGCCCUGAGGACUUGACGGAGUUGGUGUGUGAAGAAGGUAAGAAGUCCCAUCUCUAGGAUAUCAUGACUGUUUCCAGCAAUUUGGACUUGUUGCUAAAAAUAUCCCAGACUUGCUGAAAUGAGACCCUUAUUAUAAGUUGUCAGAAGUUUAUAUAAAAUUAUGCACUUAGCAUUAUAACAUAACAAAAGUAAAUGACAUGCUCUGAUUGGUCAGUUAGCCACCGCCAUUUGCCUGUGGGUGCACGCCAUGAGUUAGCACAGUAAAAUUUAGGCAAAUUCAGCAAAUCUCCUCUCCUGACGGUAAAAUGCACCAAUGAAAUGCAAAAAGUGGAAGUCGAAGAAAAUACUCAGUUGUCAUUUUGAAGAAAAAGGGUUAAAAGAUCGAGUGACAAAUUUGCCCUGGAUAAAUUUAAUCACUGUUUUCCCCUUGGCUAGAAUUGGCAGAAGAAAAACUGAGUGAAACAACAACAACAUGAUAUUAAUUUGAGGAGGACUCGGAAAAAAAAUCCGAGUCCCAGAUGGGAUUUGAACCCACGACCCUCCGUGAUCUAGUCGGAUGCUCUAACCACUUGAGCUACUGGAGACUCUAUGGUGAGCAAGGGCCAAUUUGUGGGUCUCGACUGGAACCGCAUCACGCGGCUACACAGCCAAGUAAUGAUAGGCACACAAGAAGUGAAGAACUCACUAACAGCAUCGCGCUGUCACCUUAAAGCAUAUCAAAGAUGCGGCCAACCAACCUCCAAAGUGAGUAUAUUAAAGAUGAAACAACAACAACAUGAUAUUAAUUUGAGGAGGACUCGGAAAAAAAAUCCGAGUCCCAGAUGGGAUUUGAACCCACGACCCUCCGUGAUCUAGUCGGAUGCUCUAACCACUUGAGCUACUGGAGACUCUAUGGUGAGCAAGGGCCAAUUUGUGGGUCUCGACUGGAACCGCAUCACGCGGCUACACAGCCAAGUAAUGAUAGGCACACAAGAAGUGAAGAACUCACUAACAGCAUCGCGCUGUCACCUUAAAGCAUAUCAAAGAUGCGGCCAACCAACCUCCAAAGUGAGUAUAUUGAAGAUGAAACAACAACAACAUGAUAUUAAUUUGAGGAGGACUCGGAAAAAAAAUCCGAGUCCCAGUGAGUGCAAACUGAGUGAGCAUUAAAGAUUUAUGGUACAUUUUGUGUUUUUAUAGCAGAGAAAGUCUGUUUGAAAUGGAAAUUUGUCAGUUAGCAUUGUGUUAUUGACUUUUUGAUCGCUGAGGGUAAAAGGCAGAAUGAGAAAUUGCAGAGUGGCAUGUGGCAUGGCUUGCGGAAUGACAUAAUUAUGCGGAAUGUCAUAUGUGCAGAAUAACCCAAAGAAAUAAAUUAAACUGAAAAGUGCGCCCUUUUUAGGCGCCAAUCAAUUUGCAAACACAGCUGCUGUUUUAAUGUUGCGAGCUUGACAUACUAUGACACUGAUAAAAAAGUCAUGAAGGCUCAUUGCCAAUUAGCGUUUUCCGCCCAGCCACAAAGAUUCUUCUUGCCUUUAUUAGUCGGGCUAUAUGGUACAUGGCAGUACCGACAAGUACUACAUGUCAAAAGUCGGCCAUUGAACAAAAGAUGUUUUGGAAGGUCACACUCCCUUCCACUUUAAUUUUUCCUGCAAAACAAGAUGAUUGUCAAUUAACUAAGCAGUUUCCCUUUACCUAUAUUUGAAUUUGAAACCGCUUGAGAAGUGUUUCUUUUUCAGAUGGUGGGUUACGUGAUCGUGACAUAGAUGAAAUGGAUCUUGUUUUUUGUUUCCUUGGAUGCAUGGUUAAGUUUCUGGCACGUGAUGCUAACAGCUGGCGGAGAAAGGCGAGUUUGAAUCCUGGCAAUGGAGUCUGUGUCUUUUUUUCCUUUUUUUUCCCCUUCCUACUGUUUUAGCAUUUUUCAUGAUCAAACGCACACUCUCACUCAAACAAGGAUAGUGCGAAGACCGCUGUGUGGAAAAGCCGAAAGGAGACAGAGAAUGCAGUUCACUUCACUAGAUUUCUGGAUUUCAGAUUUGAAAUGUUUAAUGACUUGGGGCGUUCAUUUAGUCUAGCUUUAUAGCUCAAAUAUGAUCUGAUCCUUAAAAUAGUAGCUAACCUGAAUUCACGUUCAAAAAGCGUUCUUUUCCCUCUAGUGCUUUGACAUUUGACUAUAUUAUAAUAGUGGGCAGAAAGAAAGAAAGUAUUGUCAAAAACACCAAAAAUAAAUAAUUUUUUAAGUAUUAAAUAAGUAUUACAUAGACACGAAUCAAAUGCAGUAAAGCUUAUUGCUACUUUCUGUUUUGCCUUGUUGGUUUGAGCCAGCAGUAAUAAAUGGACCAGCAAAGCAGUUGCUCACUCAAGUUGGCACCAAAAAAAGGCACGGCAAAGACGUACGCAUGCUUUUCAGUUAAAUAAUAUUUAUUUCUUUGCGCCAUUUUCCAUAUUUUACAUUCAGCAUAAUUAUGCCAUUCCGCAAGCAUGCCAUUCUGUAAACUCAUUCCGUCUUUUACCCUCACCGCUUUUUGGUCGAGCUGAUGUUAAAUUCAAGCAAAUUUUGUAACGAGACAUGCUCAAAUUCGAGACAGCUUUGUUGUGUAGAUUUCAUCGCAUCGAUUAAAAUUUUAGUUGAGUUUAUACGGGCACAUUACGCUAGAAUAAGUGAAUUUCAUUUGAGUACAAAAACAUUUGAAUUUUCAAAUAAAUUUUCAAACAUGACUUCUGUGUAUAUUACUUUGUUCAUGUUCAUUCAUAACAGCAGUUCAGAGAACGGUCGAAAAUCAACAGUUUCAGCGCCGGCUGUGUCCGAAAAUUUCAGUUGCAAUUUUGACUUUUGAAGCUGGAUUUCUUCAGACGAAUUUCGAUACAAAUCCAGUUAAUUCCUUUUUAACAUCAGUGUUACCUCUUAUUCUAAAGGAAAUACAGUCAAAUUUUCUCAUUUCUACUUUACCUUUAUUUCAAAAAUUAUCACAUAAAUAACCUUCAAGUUGAUAAUUAUUACAGUUUUAGCUUAUGAGGGUGAGCUUGUUUUUUAAAGUCUUUUUAGGUAGUGUUUAAGCUUAUAUAGUUCCAGCUGUAGUUUUCCCUCAAAGUAUUUACCCUAAUAUUACGAGCAAGUAGAGAGAUGCCAUUCAGAAUCAGGUUGUUAGACCCCUGGUUGUAAGAGUCCUGGUUGUAAGACCCCCGGUGGUGAGAGUCCUAGUUAUAAGACCGCUAGUUGUAAGACUCCUGAUUGUAAGACCCCUGGUUGUAAGACCCCUGGUUGUAUAAGUCCUGGUUGUACGAGUCCUGGUUGUAGGAGUCUUGGUUGUAAGACCCCUGGUUGUAAGAGUCCUGGUUGUAAGACCCCUGGUUGUAAGAGUCCUGGUUGUAAGAGUCCUGGUUGUAAGAGUCCUGGUUGUAAGACCCUUGGUUGUAAGACUCCUGGUUGUGAGACUCCUGGUUGUAAGACCCCUGGUUGCUAGAGUCCCGGUUCUAAGACCCCUGGUUGUAAGAGUCCUGGUUUUAAGACCCCUGCCUGUAAGAGUCCUGGUUGUAAGACUCCUGGUUGUAAGAUUCUUGAUUGUAAGACCCCUGGUUGUAAGGGUCCUGGUUGUAAGACCCCUGGUUGUAAGAGUCCUGGUUGUAAGACCCCUGGUUGCAAGAGUCCUGGUUGUAAGAGUCCUGGUUGUAAGACCCCUUGUUGUAAGAGUCCUGGGGCCCGUUUCUCGAAGGUCCCGAUAAUUAACGGGCCUGGUAAGCUGUCUCCGUUUACAUUAAAGAUCAAGGUUUCAAUAGUUUUGCAUUCAACACGAUAAAACUGUCAGUUAAUGAAACAAAAUGGAGUAGUUUGCUAGCCAGGACCCGCGCUCUUAUUCUUUAUAUUUCGAUUUGAAUAUUUGAUUUCGGGCCCGUAAAAAUACUGGGACUUUCGAGAAACGGGCCCCUGGUUGUAAGACCCCUGGUUGUAAGAGUCCUGGUUGUAAGACCCCUGGUUGUAAGAGUCCUGGUUGUAAGACCCCUGGUUGUAAGAGUCCUGGUUGUAAGACCCCUGGUUGUAAGAGUCCUGGUUGUAAGACCCCUGGUUGUAAGAGUCCUGGUUGUAAGACCCCUGGUUGUAAGAGUCCUGGUUGUAAGACCCCUGGUUGUAAGAGUCCUGGUUGUAAGACCCCUGGUUGUAAGAGUCCUGGUUGUAAGACCCCUGGUUGUAAGAGUCCUGGUUGUAAGACCCCUGGUUGUAAGAGUCCUGGUUGUAAGACCCCUGGUUGUAAGAGUCCUGGUUGUAAGACCCCUGGUUGUAAGAGUCCUGGUUGUAAGACCCCUGGUUGUAAGAGUCCUGGUUGUAAGACCCCUGGUUGUAAGAGUCCUGGUUGUAAGACCCCUGGUUGUAAGAGUCCUGGUUGUAAGACCCCUGGUUGUAAGAGUCCUGGUUGUAAGACCCCUGGUUGUAAGAGUCCUGGUUGUAAGACCCCUGGUUGUAAGAGUCCUGGUUGUAAGACCCCUGGUUGUAAGAGUCCUGGUUGUAAGACCCCUGGUUGUAAGAGUCCUGGUUGUAAGACCCCUGGUUGCAAGAGUCCUGGUUGUAAGAGUCCUGGUUGUAAGACCCCUUGUUGUAAGAGUCCUGGGGCCCGUUUCUCGAAGGUCCCGAUAAUUAACGGGCCUGGUAAGCUGUCUCCGUUUACAUUAAAGAUCAAGGUUUCAAUAGUUUUGCAUUCAACACGAUAAAACUGUCAGUUAAUGAAACAAAAUGGAGUAGUUUGCUAGCCAGGACCCGCGCUCUUAUUCUUUAUAUUUCGAUUUGAAUAUUUGAUUUCGGGCCCGUAAAAAUACUGGGACUUUCGAGAAACGGGCCCCUGGUUGUAAGACCCCUGGUUGUAAGAGUCCUGGUUGUAAGACCCCUGGUUGUAAGACUCCUGGUUGUAAGACUCCUGGUUGUAAGAGUCCUGGUUGUAAGACCCCUGGUUGUAAGAGUCCUGGUUGUAAGAGUCCUGAUUGUAAGAGUCCUGGUUGUAAGAGUCCUGGUUGUAAGAGUCCUGGUUGUAAGAUCCCUGGUUGUUAGAGUCCCGGUUCUAAGACCCCUGGUUGUAAGAGUCCUGGUUGUAAGACCCCCGGUUGUAAGAGUCCUGGUUGUGAGAGUGCUGGUUUUAAGAGUCCUGAUUGUAAGACCCCUGGUUGUAAGAGUCCUGGUUGUAAGACCCUUGGCUGUAAGAGUCCUGGUUGUAAGACCGCUGGUUUUAAGAGUCCUGGUUGUAGGAGUCCUGGUUGUAAGAGUCCUGGUUGUCAGACCCCUGGUUGUAAGAGUCCUGGUUGUAGGAGUCCUGGCUGUAAGACCCCUGGUUGUAAGAGUCCUGAUUGAAAGACCCCUGGUUGUAAGAGUCCUGGUUGUAAGACCCCUGGUUGUAAGAGUCGUGGUUGUAGGAGUCCUGGUUGUAAGAACCCUGGUUGUAAGAGUCCUGAUUGAAAGACCCCUGGUUGUAAGAGUCGUGGUUGUAAGACCCCUGGCUGUAAGAGUCCUGGUUGUAAGAGUCCUGGUUUUAAGACCCCUGGUUGUUAGAGUCCUGGUUCUAAGACCCCUGGUUGUAAGAGUCCUGGUUGUAAGAUCCCUUGUUGUAAGAGUCCUGGUUGUAAGAUCCCUGGUUGUAAGAGUCCUGGUUGUAAGACCCCUGGUUGUAAGAGUCCUGGUUGUAAGACCCCUGGUUGUAAGAGUCCUGGUUGUAAGACCCCUGGUUGUAAGAGUCCUGGUUGUAAGAGUCCUGGUCGUAGGAGUCCUGGUUGUAAGACGCCUGGUUGUAAGACCCCUGGUUGUAAGAGUCCUGGUUGUAAGACCCCUGGUUGUAAGAGUCCUGGUUGUAAGACCCCUGGUUGUAAGAGUCCUGGUUGUAAGACCCCUGGUUGUAAGAGUCCUGGUUGUAAGACCCCUGGUUGUAAGAGUCCUGGUUGUAAGACCCCUGGUUGUAAGAGUCCUGGUUGUAAGACCCCUGGUUGUAAGAGUCCUGGUUGUAAGACCCCUGGUUGUAAGAGUCCUGGUUGUAAGACCCCUGGUUGUAAGAGUCCUGGUUGUAAGACCCCUGGUUGUAAGAGUCCUGGUUGUAAGACCCCUGGUUGUAAGAGUCCUGGUUGUAAGACCCCUGGUUGUAAGAGUCCUGGUUGUAAGACCCCUGGUUGUAAGAGUCCUGGUUGUAAGACCCCUGGUUGUAAGAGUCCUGGUUGUAAGACCCCUGGUUGUAAGAGUCCUGGUUGUAAGACCCCUGGUUGUAAGAGUCCUGGUUGUAAGACCCCUGGUUGUAAGAGUCCUGGUUGUAAGACCCCUGGUUGUAAGAGUCCUGGUUGUAAGACCCCUGGUUGUAAGAGUCCUGGUUGUAAGACCCCUGGUUGUAAGAGUCCUGGUUGUAAGACCCCUGGUUGUAAGAGUCCUGGUUGUAAGACCCCUGGUUGUAAGAGUCCUGGUUGUAAGACCCCUGGUUGUAAGAGUCCUGGUUGUAAGACCCCUGGUUGUAAGAGUCCUGGUUGUAAGACCCCUGGUUGUAAGAGUCCUGGUUGUAAGACCCCUGGUUGUAAGAGUCCUGGUUGUAAGACCCCUGGUUGUAAGAGUCCUGGUUGUAAGACCCCUGGUUGUAAGAGUCCUGGUUGUAAGACCCCUGGUUGUAAGAGUCCUGGUUGUAAGACCCCUGGUUGUAAGAGUCCUGGUUGUAAGACCCCUGGUUGUAAGAGUCCUGGUUGUAAGACCCCUGGUUGUAAGAGUCCUGGUUGUAAGACCCCUGGUUGUAAGAGUCCUGGUUUUAAGACCCCUGGUUGUAAGAGUCCUGGUUCUAAGACCCCUGGUUGUUAGAGUCCUGGUUGUCAGACCCCUGGUUGUAAGAGUGCUGGUUGUAAGACCCGUGGUUGUAAGAGUCCUGGUUUGUAAGACCCCUGGUUGUAAGAGUCCUGGUUGUAAGACCCCUGGUUGUAAGAGUCCUGGUUGUAAGACCCCUGGUUGUAAGAGUCCUGGUUGUCAGACCCCUGGUUGUAAGAGUCCUGGUUGUAAGACCCCUGGUUGUAAGAGUCCUGGUUGUCAGACCACUGGUUGUAAGAGUCCUGGUUGUAAGAGCCCGGUUGUAAGACCCCUGGUUGUAAGACCAAUUUGCCUGAAGACGGAAAACGGUUGAUUCAGCAAAAGAGAAAAUCAAAGGCUCGGUUUUUAAAAACAUGAUUGGUUUAAGGGCGGGCAGAUGGCAAUAUACAUGAACACGUACUGAUGACUCAACCGAAGGCAAGUGAAAAUGUUUUCUUUUUUGAUUAUGUUAUUUAUGUAAGAAACAGUAAACGUUGCAGCUGUGCAACCAUGGAGUUAUGGAUGCACUUGGGAGGUUUGCUAGGCACUCAAGAAGCUAGAAUUCCACUCAGCUAUCGCUUCUUGCAACUCUUACGCUUCCUUCAUGCUUAGCAACCUUCCUUGUGCAUCCAUGAAGUGAAGUUUUUGGGGGAAUUCAAACUACAGAAGAACUGUAAUCAAUCCUGCUAGUGUAUGCUAGCUACAGCUUGCCUGUACAACUUACUUUCUUUGCACCCUGGCUGUGAUAUUUCCUGACUCCCAAACUUCCAGCUAGUGUUAGUGGGGAUCUAGCAUUCAUUUUAUUUCUUGGAACCUUAGACUGGAGGCAUAUUACUCUGUGAUGUGCAUAAUUGGUCCAGAGAAGAAUUAACAGGUACAAUACCCCUCCCAGUAACUUUGCAACCUCAAAAAAGAAUAUGUUGCUUUUUCUUUCAAGGUGGUUAUCUGCUUCAUACUUUAAAGAAAGUGGAUUCAGCUGAAGAUGGCAAAAAACUCAUUGCUGACAGCUUGGAUAAUGGUAAAGCUCUUCACAAAUUCUGUGAGAUGCUGACAGCACAGGGUGUUAAGCCAGAUCUGGCACAAGAGCUUUGUACCCCUGGCUCAGACCCGUUCAGCAUUCUACCCCUUGCUUCCCAAAAAAUGGAGCUUGUGAGUGAUAAAAGUGGAAUAGUGUCUGAAAUAGAUGCCUUGGCAAUAGCAAAAGUGCUUCAUGAGCUGGGAGCAGGACGACAUCAUCCCGGUAGCAAGAUUGAUCAUGGCAUUGGUGCUACACUUAGUGUGCGAGUUGGUCAGUUUGUGAAUGUGGGUGACAAAUGGGUCACUAUUCAUCACAAUGGUAACCUAGGUGAUUCCCAGGUGGCCUCUUUGAAAGAGGCCUUUAAGAUUGAUGUAAAUGGCGGUACUGUGGACUUGCCUGUUAGGUCAAGAAUUAUAGAUGUUAUUGAUGGUCAAAGACCCUCAGUUUUUGUUUGCCAGUGAAAGUUCACGUUGUGAUCAUUAGCUAAUCAAGGUAUUUGAUCUUUUAUGAUUGUUCGAAAUGAGUCAAAAUUUUAAUAUAUUUUUA